AGCCAGGCCCCAAGGUGCUAGUGGUUACUUCCCACCCCAGGGGACCUGAGUCUGGCCUAAGCACUGCACAAGGGGCUCUGGCAGUGACCCCACCCUCUCCCCCAGCAGAGCGGGAACAGCUUCCACGUGUUUGACCAGGGCCAGUUUGCCAAGGAGGUGCUGCCCAAGUACUUCAAGCACAGCAACAUGGCCAGCUUCGUGCGGCAGCUCAACAUGUACGGCUUCCGGAAAGUGGUCCACAUUGAGCAAGGCGGCCUGAUGAAGCCGGAGAAGGAUGACACGGAGUUCCAGCACCCAUGCUUCCUGCGAGGCCAGGAGCAGCUCCUGGACAGCAUCAAGAGGAAAGUGGCCAGCGUGUCCGGCCUUAAGAGUGAUGACAUUAAGAUUCGCCAGGACAGUGUCACCAAGCUGCUAACCGACGUGCAGCUGAUGAAGGGGAAACAGGAGAGCAUGGACUCCAAGCUGCUGGCCAUGAAGCAUGAGAACGAGGUGCUGUGGAGGGAGGUGGCCAGCCUUCGGCAGAAGCACGCCCAGCAGCAGAAAGUCGUCAACAAGCUCAUCCAGUUCCUGAUCUCCCUGGUGCAGUCAAAUCGGAUCCUGGGGGUGAAGAGAAAGAUCCCCUUGAUGCUGAGCGACAGCGGCUCUGGCCCGCCCCUGCCCAAGUUCGGCCGGCAGUACUCACUGGAGCACGUGCACGGCGCUGCCACCUUCACCGCCUCGUCCCCUGCCUUCAGUGGCUCCAGCCUCUUCUCCCCAGACACCUUGGCCAGCUCCGGCCCCAUCAUCUCUGACAUCACUGAGCUGGUUCCCUCCAGCCCCUCGGCCACCUCGGGCGGGAGCAUUGAUGAGAGGCCGCUGCCCAGCAGCCCCCGAGUGCACAUCAAAGAGGAGCCACCCAGCCCCCCCCAUAGCCCCCAGGUGGAGGUGAGCCCCGGGCAGCCUUCCGCAGAUGCAGAGACGCCCCUGUCCCCGACGGCCUUCAUCGACUCCAUCCUGCGGGAGAGUGAGCCCACUGCCGCCCCCACAGCUGCCCAGCCCGCACACGACGGGGACAGGCGCCCCACCCCCCUGCCCACCUCAGCCCCAGAGAAGUGCCUCAGCGUGGCCUGCCUGGACAACUGGGCUCGUGCUUCACAGACGUCAGGGGUGGUGCGCCUCCUCCCUUGUCCCUCCUCCUCCUCUCUGCAUGGCCGAGUCCAGCCAGGGAGCGAGCUCAGUGACCACCUGGAUGCCAUGGACUCCGACCUGGACAGCCUGCAGGCCAUGCUGGGCAGCCGUGGCUUCAGUGUGGACACCAGUGCCCUGAUGGAUCUCUUCAGCCCCUCGGUGACCAUGCCAGACAUGAGCCUGCCUGACCCAGACAGCAGCCUGGCCAGUAUCCAGGAACUCCUUGCCACCCCGGAGCCACCCAGGCCCCUGGAGGCUGCUGAAGCCGAGAACAGUAGCCGGGACUCAGGGAAGCAGCUGGUGCACUACACAGCACAGCCCCUGUUCCUGGUAGACCCCGGACCCGUGGACUCAGGAGGCAGCGACCUGCCAGUGCUCUUCGAGUUAGGGGAGGGCUCCUACUUCUCCGAGGGGGAUGACUACACAGAUGACCCUACCAUCGCACUGCUGACUGGCCCUGAGCCUCCCAAAGCCCAGGACCCCACUGUCUCCUAGAGGGCCCAGAUGACCUGGUGGGGUCACCACUCCCCCGCUUGGGGCCAACCAUGGGCAGGGCCAGGGCCCUUGGCAGCAAACAGCGCUCCACACGGAAGUCCACCUGGUCCCAGGGUGAGGCCAUCGGCGAGCUGGUGCCUCCACCGCACCCUGUGAGCCUGCAGCCCGCGGGCCCUCGAAGCCACGCUUUGGCCAGCCCUGCUGGUGGUUCUAGUCGAGUCGUAUUUUGGAUUUUUACACGAGAAGUCCGGCUUACCCUCCUGCAGAGAGGUCCUCAGCUCCGCCCAGAGGGACAGAGUCUAUAAAUGGAAACGCUCUA
Messenger RNA from Echinops telfairi (small Madagascar hedgehog), 1981 nucleotides. It is a transcript of the gene HSF1, whose product is annotated as heat shock transcription factor 1. Lineage: Eukaryota; Metazoa; Chordata; Mammalia; Afrosoricida; Tenrecidae. The transcript is spliced from 12 exons. The record is from RefSeq and is a predicted model, not a curated record. Gene Ontology annotation, biological process: regulation of DNA-templated transcription. Gene Ontology annotation, molecular function: sequence-specific DNA binding; DNA-binding transcription factor activity. The coding region runs from base 187 to 1662 and encodes 491 amino acids.